Schistocerca piceifrons (Central American locust) is the source of this 6216-nucleotide messenger RNA. Its product is annotated as plasminogen activator inhibitor 1 RNA-binding protein-like. The transcript is spliced from 8 exons. The coding region runs from base 81 to 1361 and encodes 426 amino acids. The record is from RefSeq and is a predicted model, not a curated record. Gene Ontology annotation, cellular component: nucleus; cytoplasm. NCBI's taxonomy places the organism in Eukaryota, Metazoa, Arthropoda, Insecta, Orthoptera, Acrididae. Gene Ontology annotation, molecular function: RNA binding.
CUGCAAUUUAGUGUCAGGACCUCGUGGAUGCAGUUGUGAAGCUCCCAGCUACAGGCGUCGCCAUAUUGUAGAGUUCGUGCAUGAAAUAUAUCAGCGAGAUGGAAAAUAAUUACGGUAUCACGGUAACUAAUCGGUAUAGAUUGUUCUUGGACGACGAUGAGGACCCAUUAGAAGUCCUCAAAGUCCAAGAACAGGCUAAAGAAGCUAAGAAGAAAACUAAGGUAUGCGAAAAGGAGAAGGAAAAUAAGAGCAAGCCGGAAUCAAAAACUAAGCAACCUCCACAAGUUCGAAAAAACGUGAGGGAACCUGUGCAAAGUGUGAAAUCUAUAGAUUCAGGGAAGAUCAAAGAAGAUCAGAAAAGCAAGCCAACUACCCAGCGUGCAUCUCAAGAUAGAGAUCAGAGGAAUGUAAAGUUCAGCGACUCGCGUGACCGAGAAGAACGUAAUAACUGGAAAAAUCAAGAACGAGGUGGUCAGAAUAAUGAUUUCAACAGGGAGCAAAGAGAUCGUGAUACUGCAAGGCCAGAAGGUACAGAAGGAAGAUUUAGAGGUCGUGGUGGCCGUGGCGUAUUCCGUGGUGGCCGCGGAGGCCCGCCUAUGCGUGGAAUGCGUGGUGGUAUGGGCUAUGACACUCGCGGAAAACGUGAAUAUGAUCGUCAAUCUGGAUCCGAUAAAACAGGUGUGAAACCUGUUGACAAGAGAGAAGGUGGUGGCGCUCAUAACUGGGGAAAUCACAGGGAUGAAAUACAGGAGCAGCUGAACACCCAAGUUCAAGAUGAUCCUGAAUGGCAAGCUGAAGAAUUUGUGCCAGAGAAUCCAACAAAAGAUGUUCAAGCUUCAGACUCGGAAGGUGAUACACCACAGCCAGUAGAAGAUGAAGGACCUAGGGUACUCACACUUGAUGAAUAUUAUGCCCUCCGUCGUCACCGGCAGAAACCAACUUACAAUAUACGCAAAGCUGGAGAAGGUGAAGAUCCAUCUCAGUGGAAGAAAAUGUACGCUUUAACAAAGAAGAAAGAAGGAGAAGAGGAGGAAGAAGAGGAGGAGGAAUACGAUGCAUCAGAAUACCCGCAGCGUGUUGGACGACAGAAGCACAUCUUGGAUAUAGAUAUUCACUUUGCUGACUCGAGACGUGGCAGUAGAGCUCGUGGUCGUGGUGGUAUGCGAGGUGGCCGUGGCAUGCGAGGUACAGGACCUGUAGGCCCUGCCCGUAAUGGAGGUGUUGGAAGAGCAGGACCAUUGGGUGACCGUAAUCAGAUGAGAGACCGAUUUGACAGACAAGAGAAUUUCCAGAAUCGUAGUCCUCGGCAGCAGAGUGCUCCAAAGUUUGAUGACGACCAUGACUUCCCAUCUCUUGCAUAAAAUUUACCAGGCUAGUCAACAAUUUGUUGCUGAGUGCAUAUUGUACUAAAAUUAAGAAGUUCAGUUUGUGCAAAAUGAAUUUAUCAAUAAUGCUCUAAAGUUAGAUUUUUCUUGCAAGUUUUUAAUCCGUGUUGAUAUGUUAGCAGUGGAAGAAAGGGGGCAAGGGAGGUGUGUGUGUGUGUGUGUGUGUGUGUGUGUGUGUGUGUGUGUGUGUGUGUGUGUGUGUGUGAGAGAGAGAGAGAGAGAGAGAGAGAGAGAGAGAGAGAGAGAGAGAAAUUCUGCUGCUUGUGUUUUGCUGUCUGUUAGGUAAAUUUUUGGUGUGCAGUGUGGAAAAUUAAUACACACACUUAACAGUGAACGUUAUUAGGCUGACCACUGAGGGUAGUGUGAUUUAAAUUCCUCUUUGUAUCAAAACAGUGUGAAUUUGAGAACAGUCAGCUGUUAAUUUUAUAAAACAAAUUUUCUUGUGUGUUGAGGGAGAGGAAGGGAUGAAUGUAGUAACCAUUAACCUUCAUGAUUACAUUGGCUGUCAAUGGGGAGUAUGUCUUCUGCAGUUCGAAUAUACAAAUUUAACAGACAGCUGUUAAUUUUAUAAAACAAAUUUUCUUGUGUGUUAAGGGAGAGGGACAAAUGUACCAGUCAUUAACCUUGAUGUUUACAUUGGUUGUUAACGAGGAGUAUGUCUUCUGCAGUUCGAAUAUACAAAUUGGGGAAGUGUGUGACCCUUGUUACAGUGGAUAAGCUUUAGAAACAAAGAAGAGCAAUAUCAACAACUACAUAUAGUCUUAAUAGUAACAUUUUGUACUCCAGUUAACAAAUGUUGGUGUACUGUUCACAGAAGAGCGGAUUCUACUCUGUAUUCUUCUGUGAGGAUCCUUUCUGACCAGAGGUAUCAUGUUCAGUAUUAAAUUAUAACUGUGUAAUUGAUAUGUAAUUUUCUUGUUCAUCAUUAUUAUUUCAAAAUGUCAUUAAACUUCCUGGAAGUGCCUCAGUUACAGGUAGUACAUCUCUCAAGAUGUUUGGCUAAUGAACAUAGAUGUAUUUUGUGUGUGUGUGUGGGGGGGGGGGGGCGGGAGGGAGAGAGAGAGAGAGAGAGAGAGAGAGAGAGAGAGAGAGAGAGAGAGAGAGAGAGAGAGAGAGAGAAGGGGGGAGGGGGGCGGCAUGAGAGGAUGAUGUACUGUUGCUUUCGUCGUCAUAGGGCAGGUGACCCCCCAAGGUGGGAACUAAAUUUGUCAAGGUGAUGCCUGGUACAUGUUUGAAGUGAGAUUGUUUGCAAAAGAAAUGAACCUCUAUAUUUUAGUAAUAGCUCUGAUUUUUAAAGGUAAUGUAAAUGUAAAAAAAAAGUACUAGAUAUAUCACAGUAGUAGUGUCUUCAUAUUAGAUGCAAAAAUAGGAACAGAAGUGCACAUAUAGACUGGCGGACAAGUGCAUGUGGAUUAGAUGGAUUUUGUUUUCUGAAGGAUUACUCGUUUCUCUUAUUCUGAUAGAAUAUUGAAGGAAAAAAAAGCUGUAGGGGUGGUGGGCAUUAUUUCACAAGCCUGUUCUGCCACUUGGCUUCCUUUAAAUUCAAAAUUUGGUUUUUACCUUUUCUCAAUUACCUGUUGACUACCCUGUCAUCCUAUUACUUCUGUGCUUCAUAAAAACCAAGAAAUAAUUAAAAAUUUCUGAAAGCUCGAGUGUCAGCAACCGUGUUUGUGUGAACACAUGUCCAUAUUGUGGAGGCCGGAUAGAUGUUGCUCGUCAGUUGUUAACUUCUGUAUUUUUUCUAGUCCUUCAUACUACAAAAUUUUGCAUAUGUUAAGAAGUGAUGUUCCAAAGAAAAAAAUUUUCAUUGUAAUAACCAGUGAUGCGACAUUCUGUGAAGGCAAGGACAUCACUGCCAUGUCGUUCUAGAGAUUUGGAAAUACAAUAUUGCGUACAGUUUCUAGACAGAAACUUUCUUUUGCUCACACCCAACAAAUUAAAAUGAAUGCAAAUUCUGACAGUUUUGUGUUCAGUGAUACUUGCUUUCAGCUUACUUGCAGAUUCUAUUAUUCGUUGCUGUAAGCAGCACUGUACAGUCAAAUAAAAUUUUCAUUCCUCAAAAGUCUGAAAAUUGAAUUAACAUUAAUAAUCAGGAAUAUGGUUGUUAAUUUUUAGAUUCUAAGAGAAAGAAUCUGAAUACAUUGUUAUAGACUUCUGUAUCAUUAUGAUUCAGGAGCCUAUGUAAAUGCCUAGCAGCUGUUACUAAGAUACGAUUUGAAUACAAGUUUCCAUUACAGUAUAAAGCAGAACUGCUGUGGAGCGCAUAAUUAGGGAUGCUAUAAUUCCAGUAUUGUAAAUUAGCUCUACUUCUUAAAGUGUGAUUGGUGUUCUUACCAUCUGUCAGAACAGAGCAUGGCUCUGUACUGAAUGGUUUGUCAAAAUAUUUUUUAGUGAAAUGAGAUUCACACACUACGCACCAUCUUAAAUUACAUUAUUUGCGGGGGAAAAGGCUUCAGAUCUGCAGCCUUAAGAUUAAAUUUAUUAUAAAAUACUUCCUUAAGGAAAUCUGACAGGUUAUUGGACAGUUCAGAAGAAUCUUUUGUAGAUGUUUAGUUCCGUUCAUCCACUCCCUUUCCCCAGCACUUUCUCCAUUGUAUCCCUCCCAUUGAUGUCAUAAAUAAUGGAAUGGUAACUGCAUGUUGUUGAAUUACGAUGUUACAGUGUAGUAGUGAUGUUGUCUGCAGUAAAUAGUGUGUGUGUGUGUGUGUGUGUGUGUGUGUGUGUGUGUGUGUAAUUUCUGUGUUAGUGGCUUCCAGAAAUUUUCAGUUAAUUUCUUACUGAUAAACUGUAUCAGGUGUUUUUGUUGUUGAUAUAAAAAUGUGAACAAAUUUUCUUAUGUUAAAUGAUAGUGUGCAUCUUCUGAGGGUAAUUGACUAAGUGAAGUAGUUAGUGUGUUUGGUUCUGUCUGUAUGGAGAAAAGUUUUUUUCUUUGUUAUUAUGGAACAGGUUUAAUUUCAGUGUGAAAUGUGUACUUGUUCCCCUUCAAAAUGUAAAAGCAGUUGUCAAACAGUGUUUGAUUCCAGUUGAACUUGUAAUCAGUACUGAAUCUUUGACUUGAACAGGGUUAAAGCCAGUGAGAUCUUUAAAUGUUCUGGUGGUGCAGUGUUAAGAUACACUGAGCAGUACAGUCUUGUACUGUUCGUGCCUUGUCAGUCACUUUAAGCCUUAAUCUGCAAGAUGAGCUCCAGGCUCCUGUGAAUAAGUGACAGCAUUUUUGGUUCAAUAAAGUGUUCAGAGCAGUGCCAGGCAGGUGCAUUGUUCCGUGAAUUCAACUUAACCAUAUUUGUAUGAUGGGAAAAGGCUGUUUGGGACACAAGUGGAUAGUGUAUGUGAAUAGUACAUGUGUAUUUGGAAAAGACUGACUUUAAUUAGCUCAUUGGAAGUGUGUUCUACGGAGAUGGGGCUGUGUGUUUGCUGUAUUCAAAUAAUUGUUACAGUUUGAGUGGAACAGACUCUUUUGGUUACUAUACUUUCAAUGAAAAAGUGUUGAGAAUCGGAAUAAUUGAGUUUUUUAGUUAAUUUUUGCAUAAAGUUAAAUAUUUGUGUUUGCUUCUGCUGUCUCAUCAGCCAGUUUGCUCUUUAAGUUGAAAGUUGGUCAUAGUAGACCUUAUUUAAUGCUGGUGUGAUAAGUCAUCUUUUGAGAUAAGUAAACAGAACCUACUCUGAAUUAUGUGGAAGUGUAAACUCAUUGCUCGUUUGAAAAAACUCAAGUAUGUAAUUUUAUUUGUUAUCAAAUACUUAAACAUUUAAUAACAAUUUUCUGCAUGGAGCAGUGAACUUAAUGUUCUAAAAUUGAAACUGAUUUUUAUGAAUGUCCAUGCCAGAAAAUAGAUAAAAUUUAAGCUAUUUUCUUCUUAAAGAAGCUGCUGUUACAGUUACACUUGUAGUUCACAUUGACCUGUGAUUCUGAUUCAAGCAGGUACUCUGUUUUGAAGUUAAGUGUAAUUUUUUUAUCACUUAUAGUUAAAGCACCUGUACAGUAAUGUAAUAGCAGCUUCAGAAUUUCAGUUUGUUUGUAAAGGAAAUUUGUUACUGAACUUAAAAUGUUAAAUUUUGUACAUAUAUAUACAAUGUAAGACUUUUAAGUUAUACUGUGAAUUGAUUAAAUUUUGGAAGUGUAUGCAAAGCUUCAUUCUAAUUUUGGAAAAUUAAAUGGAUUUAAUUUCAAUGAAUUUCUUAUAAAUGUCUGUUUAGCAGAAUGUCAAAGAGAUUCUUGUUCGUUGGAAUUUACUGUGUGUUAAUGCAUGCCACAAGUACAGUACAUACAAUACCUGUCAGUUUUAAUUCAAACAAGUGUUUCAUGGAGUUAAAAAUUUUUACUGAAGUAAAUUAGUUUGUUGAACUAAUUUGAAUAACUUAGUGAUUUUUUUCUUUUUCUUCUUUGUGUGUGGGUGUACCUGUGUGUGCACUCAGAUAUGAGUGGUAUGGACACAGAUUAUUUUUAAGGCAGCCUUAUAUUUUAAAGGGGUAUUUCUCCCUGUCCAUUGUGGGGUCUGUGGAGUAGCAUCUUUAUCACCCCACUGUAAAGGAAUUCUGCAAUGAAAUAUUCUCUGUUAAUGGAGAAAUGUGUUGGACCAUCAUAAAUUGUGCAGGCACUCCAAAAGAACAAAUUAUUGCCUCUCAGUGAUAUUUCUUGUGAUAAGUUAUUGGAGUAAAAACUUAAUUAACAAAGUGUGUGUCACAGGAUAUUAAACGCCAAAAAGCAAGCGUCUCUAUCUGGUGUAGACUACCUUAGUUUGGUAACAUAGUGUACAAAUUGUAAAGUUACAUAACUCAUUAUGUAUGCUCAUUUAAUGAAUUCCAUAAAAGUGCCUCCUAUUUCUUGGGUUAA